GGUUGUUAUUAAGGUUGUGUUGUGUGUAAGACCUCAGUCCGGUUUGAGUCGCACAAUGGAGCGAGCCACAAUCAGAUUAACUCUCUUGAGUCUCUUGCUUAUCUGUGUCAUUUCUACCCCAAUCAAAAAGCCACGGGAUGUUGACAUCUACAGCUUCCACAUCAAUUCUACAGUAAACAGCCGCUACGCCAUUACAGUCAUCACAAGCCGUGUGGCGAACCGGCUCAGUGAGUCCAAAGAGAUUCAUUUCCAGGUCAAGAUACCAAAAAAUGCUUUCAUCAGCAAAUUCAGGAUGACCAUAGAAGGAAAGACAUAUGAUGGAGUUGUGAAGAAGAAAGAAGAGGCACAGCAGCAGUACAGUGCGGCAGUAUCCCGAGGAGAAAGUGCCGGAAUUGUCGGCUCGGUAGGACGGACCCUGGAGGAGUUUAAAACCUCAGUGACGGUGGCAGCUCUCAGUAAGGUGACCUUUGAACUCACCUAUGAGGAGCUGCUAAAGCGAAGACUUGGCAAAUACAAGUUACAAAUCAAUGCCCAACCAAUGCAGCCUGUGGCAGAUUUCAAGAUUGAUGUGUAUAUUAAUGAGAAUCCAGGAAUUUCCUUCCUGGAGGUACAAGGAGGGCUGAAAACUCAGGAGCUGUUUAAUGCUGUAAUCAGUACUCUAGCUGACUCUACCAAAGAGGCAUGGGUGAACUUUUACCCCACUCGCGAGCAGCAAACAAAGUGUGAAGGUUGUGGAGAAAAUGGAUUAAAUGGAGACUUGCUCAUAGAGUAUGAUGUGAAGAGACCAAAACAGAAUGGAGAACUGAGGGCAUCAAAUGGCUAUUUCGUCCACUACUUUGCACCCACAGAUAUUCAGCAAAUCCCAAAAAAUAUGGUCUUUAUUAUAGACAGAAGUGGCUCUAUGCACGGCAGAAAAAUUAAUCAGACUCGUACGGCAAUGUUGAAGAUUUUGGAAGAUCUUGGUCAGGAUGACUACUUUGGCCUAAUCAUCUUUGACUCUGAAGUAGAUGUCUGGAAAGCGGAACUUCUCCAAGCCACAAAACAGAAUCUGAAGCAAGCAAAGGACUUUGUGAAGAACAUUAAAGAUCGAGGAGCCACAGAUAUCAAUGCUGCAGUGCUGAAGGGGGUGGACAUGAUCAAGAGAUACCCCAGAGAGGGCUCUGCCUCCAUCCUCAUCCUGCUUACUGAUGGAGACCCCACUUCAGGUGAAACAAACACCGAAAGAAUUCAGGCCAAUGUCAAAGCGGUCAUUGGUGGUAAAUUUCCACUUUACUGUCUGGGGUUUGGAUUUGAUGUAAACUUUGAUUUUUUGGAGAAAAUGGCACUGGAAAAUGAUGGAGUUGCUCGCAGGAUCUAUGAGGACUCGGAUGCUGACCUCCAGCUGCAGGGUUUCUAUGAAGAAGUGGCCACCACACUGUUAACUGAUGUCCAACUGAAAUAUCCUGGAGGAGCAAAUCUCACCCAGACCAGUUUCAGGCAGUAUUAUAAUGGCUCAGAGAUCGUGGUGGCUGGGCAAAUCACAGACAACAGCCUGGAAACUUUACAAACCGAGGUCAUCGCAAUCUCGAAAAACACAAAUGUAACAUACCAGGACUCCAUAUCAACAAAAGAUGUCAUUGAUAUCUUACCACAACAUGAAAACUUCAUCCAGAGACUGUGGGCUUAUCUUACAGUGAAACAGCUCCUGGAGAAAGAAGUGGCACUCAAAGGAAUCGAGAAAGAAGCAGCCCAAAAGAAAGCUCUGGAUCUCUCUCUGAAAUAUGAAUUUGUGACUCCACUCACCUCCAUGGUGGUCACUAAGCCACAGGAAGAGGAAACACAGGUUGCCCACAAACCAAAAGAAGGUGAAAAGCCAACCACAACUUAUCAUGGGCUGAAAGACGACAUGCAUUCAUAUGACUUGUACCAAGUUCCAGACUAUGAAAUGUCAUAUUCAGUAGCAAGAAUGGACCCUUUAAAACCAGUUCCCAGGCCAACGUUCAUUACCCAAACUGCAGUCAUCCAAACAGUGGGUAAUGUGAGGUUCUUAAUCUCUGCUCAGCCUAAACAGAUCUGUUAUGACACACCUGCAGGCCACAAACUCCGACUCUUUUCGGAUAAUUCAGACAUUUCUAUAAAUGGCCAACUCUCAGAUAAUGGCUUUACACUAGUUGCUAUUCAUUAUAAAACAGCAAAACUUCUUGUGAGCCCUGCUGAAAGUGUCUACUCUGAUGGUGAGAACAGUGUGAAGUUCGUGUGGGGACAGCCCAGCAGUCAUGAGUCGGAGAACAUAGCAAUAUUUCAGAGAAGCAAUGAAUUAGACAUCACCAUGGGAAGUGUGCGUGUUGUUCUCCUCAUUCAUAAGAAUAGAGGAGAUGAUUUUCUGUGGCCUGUUGUUCAUCAACAAGGAAAGGAUCCUAACAUUACAGGCAUUCUGGGAAAAGCUGAUCUUCAGUAUGAGGAGCUCCCAGGAUCAAAGCUGAAAAUCAAGGACCAGGAAGUUGAAGCUCCCCAGAGUUCUGCCAUCGACUACAGAUUUUCUGCUGCCCCUAGGGUGAAUUGCUGGCUUGUACCAUUCCAGUCUGCCCUGCAGGGGGAGCUUUCUGACUUCACUGUCUCACAGCUGUAGAAACCUAUGUGAAAUAUGGGCAUGUUAUUUUCAGCUUAAUAAUACUUAAUAAAAUACAUUGUAUUCUGUU
This is a messenger RNA of Hemibagrus wyckioides, 2678 nucleotides long. Its product is annotated as inter-alpha-trypsin inhibitor heavy chain H3-like. The coding region runs from base 56 to 2608 and encodes 850 amino acids. Lineage: Eukaryota; Metazoa; Chordata; Actinopteri; Siluriformes; Bagridae. The transcript has 21 exons. The record is from RefSeq and is a predicted model, not a curated record.